AUGGACUUCACGCGGACUCUGAGAUCGCUGCUGCUCUGGGCCAUUAUUCUCAGCAGACUCGCGAGAGGAGUGUCUGACCUUGUGGCGGCACAGCCCUGUUCAUCCGAGAAGAUCUUCGCGCGGUCGGUGGCCGAUGAAUGUGGACCGUCGAGCCGCUUAACUCCAACACUCGACUGGACGGCGGUGAUCGGGGAAAUCUUCGAGGCUCGGAAUGCAGUUUUCUGGGAGGGGCCGACUGCAGCUCGAGAGCAGCUGAUUAGCUUGCUGGCGCUGGUGGCCCAGAGCUUCGAACUUGCCAGCCAGUGCCCAUCAGCUGUGGCAACUGCCAGCUACAGCCUUGCAGAAGUCAUAGCCUCUACGGCAAAGAGCUCUGCAAACAAUGACAAGUCACGGCAACUGAAACAACUGAGUCUGAUUCAGUUUGCUUUGGCCAUGCUGCCGACCAGAGCCCAUCGGGAAUGCACACAGUGGCCUCUGCGAGGCCGCGACCUUGCAGCAGCGUUUCAACAACUGGGUGAGGUCCUCUUCCCGACCCAUCCAUCACAGCCACCACAACUUCCUGCCAGCCAGGAACCCGCUGUUGCCGUGGUCACAGCUUGCGCAGGUAUUCACGCCUCCGGCGCACGUGCCAGGAGCAAGGCAAAUCGUCAGCGUUAUGCUGCCAAGCACGGAUAUGACCUCCAUUUUUUCAACGAUGCCCAUGAGAUUGUAGCAGCGUUUCCGGCUGGAACAAACCUCACGCGCACAAAUGCUCCCGCGUACUGGCGGGCAUACGCACUGCUGUCUGUCAUAGGUUCCUCGAGCCCUAAUUCCUGGUUGCUGUGGGUGGACUGCGAAGUGUUCCUCACAGACCUCGACAUGCCUGUAACAAAGCUUUUGGCCAAGCAUGGAGUCACCACUGCAUCCGCUGCAUCGAUGCUGGUGUCAUCCAGUAGCCUCGGUGUAGGUCCAGAGGUUCUCCUCCUGCAGACAAAUGACUGGGGACGAAGUUUCCUCAGGAAUUGGACGACUCUGCCAUCGCCCGACUUCUUGCACCCUGUCCUGCGAAUCCCUUCGGACGAACGCCAUGCCGAACGAGUUGCGUUGCAGCAUGCCGUUCUUCCCCAUUGGGGCGAAUGGUUGCAGGGCCAUUCGGCCACGGACUGGGAUUCCUAUCAGUGGCCACCUGACAUCCGCAUUGCUUUGGGCCAGGCUCGUUUCUCUGCACAUGACAGGUCCGCGAAGCAGUGGGAAUUGGCAGACUUUGCAUGGACCGACGAUGGCUGCCGUGGUCGAGAUGGUCUGCGCAACCAUGCUCUUUGUUCUGACAGACUCCUGUAA
This is a messenger RNA of Symbiodinium necroappetens, 1320 nucleotides long. The record is from the annotation of a GenBank genome assembly. NCBI's taxonomy places the organism in Eukaryota, Dinophyceae, Suessiales, Symbiodiniaceae.